Messenger RNA from Spirodela intermedia, 4856 nucleotides. The record is from the annotation of a GenBank genome assembly. Lineage: Eukaryota; Viridiplantae; Streptophyta; Magnoliopsida; Alismatales; Araceae.
AUGGAUGCCUCAGAUCCUAGUCACAGUCGUGUGAAGCGAGACGUGGAGGAAAGUCUGGAGGGAAGGGAUUCUAGAGUUGAAGAAGAUGAAGAGUGGAAUGGCUCUGAUAAGAGGAAGCACAGGUCGAGCAACAAAUUGAGACAGCAUAGCAGCAGCACUGUUGAAGCUGAGGAAAGAGAAACUGGAAAGAGGAAGAGUUCUGGAGAGAGGAAUGAUGGGAGGAGGAAGUCUGGCGUCUCCAGCCGCGCAGACAGUGGUGACGAUGAGGAUUAUGACGUGAGAAGAGAGUCGCGUUCCAAAGUUCCAAAGAAGAAUCAAGAGGACAGGAGUGAGAAGAGGUCUGGUGAUGGAUACCGAGAAAGAGAAUCUGAGAGCAGCCGGAAGGUCAGAGGAGAGGAUAAUGAGAAGUCUUCUUCAAGGAAAACAAGCGUAAAAUCAUCUGGGCACGAGAGCGCUCAGAGCAGAAGCAGGACCAAAGCGGAUGGGUCACAUGAGAGUGAGCUAGAGAAAGUGCAGACAAAAGAUUCAAGAUAUACUGAGAGAAAAGAGAGCCAUAGGGACAAAAGUCAUAGUUCGCGCGAUCAGGAGAAGAGUCAUUCCCGUAGAAAAUGGGAUGAAAAUGAUUUGGGAAGAAAAGCCGAAGACGGUAGCUAUGCUGAUAGAUCUGAUUCAAGGGGUGGAAAGGCUUCUGAUCACAAUAAGCAAGGGUCUUCCAAGGAAAGAGCGGAUUCUAGAAAUGAUCUUGGAGACGCCAAAAGUGGACUUUUGGACUCGGUUGUUGAUAGGAGUGAUAGAUCAGGUAAUGCAGAUGAAAGAAGGGUUGAUGGAGACAGCAAUAAGGGAAGACCCGAGGUCAAGGAUGAUGAAAGCAGAUCAGCACGUGAUACUAGGUUUGAGGGAGACGUGAAGGAUGAAAAACAAAGGAGAAACCGAGAUAGGUCUGUGGAGGAUAUAGAGCCUAGUUCCCAUAGGACCAGCUCUAGAUCACAAGGUGAGAAGUCAGAUAAGCACAAGCAGCACCGGGACAUUCGUGAGAAAUCCGUUAAUGUUGAUGAUGAUGGGUAUGGACGGAGUAGGGAUAGAAGUGUUAGGGAGUCUAGGGAAAGGAGGCACAGUAAAAGGUCACACUCUCCUGAAAGAAAACAUUACAAGGAGUCAGAUGAUGCGGACCGAGGGCUGUCUGAGUCAGACAAUGAGAAAAACUUAAACACUCGAGACAGAGAUGGAUACAGGGAUUCUCGAUCGUCCAAGGGAAAGGAUGGAUACAGGGAUGAUAGAAACAGGGAUCGUGAGGUUUCUAAAGAUCACUGGAGAAGAAGCCAUGCAACUAGACAGGACAGAGAAAAUAAAGAUCGUGAUGCUGAGUUAGAUUAUGACAAGGAUUGGGAUGGUGAUAAAUAUCAUAGUCGAUCUACCCAUAGAAAAGACAGUCGAGGCAGGAAUGAAGCUACUAAAGCAUCAUCUGGUUUUGGAAAUGUGAAUGACCAUUCUGAUACAAUAGAGAUCAGACCUAAUAAGAAUCUUGAUUUUGGACGAGAGAGCUCUGUUUCAACCCUUCAAGGGAGGAGAUCUGAAGGAGGCGUAACAUCGGAAUUUCCUUCUGGAGUGAGUGACGAAGAAUGGGCUUAUACAGCUGAGAAUAGAAGCAAAGCUUCUUUUGGGCAAGGAGAUGAUCCACAGGAAAGAUACGGAGAUGAUGGUUCACCCAUGGAUCAAAACUAUAGUAGAAAUUCUUUUGACACCCAGGGCUCCAAAGGAAGAGCCCAGAAGAGUAUCAUGAAUUCUAAUCGUACAGGUGUUGUCCAGAUUGUUGGUAACGGUUCACAACCACCAUUUGGAAAUAAUCAAGGAUCAAGUUCUAUCAAUAGGUCCGUUCAGCAAGGUGCAAAAAUGGGAAGGUCCAUGAGAGGUGGAAGAGGAAGAUUGCCAGGCAGGGAUGUCCAACGGGGAGGGAUACAGUUGCCCAUGUUAGGACCUCCCUUUGGUCAUCUUGGAUUGCCACCAGGAGCCAUGCCACCAAUUGGACCAAAUAUGUCUCCCUCUCCAGGACCACCAAUUGGGCAUGGCGUAUUUCUUCCAGGAUUUCCUCCUGUUGUUUGGCAAGGAGGGCGUGGGAUUGAUAUGAAUAUGCUAGGUGUUCCUCCUGCACUUUCUCCUCUUCCUACUGGACCUUCUGGGCCCAGGUUUCCACCUGGUAUGGCAGCUGGGCCUAACCAUGGUAUGUACUUUAAUCAACCUGGACCUGGCAGAGGAGUUCCCCUGAAUACGCCAAAUCCUGAAUUCACUGCCAUUGGACCAGUGAGUCGUGGGAUGCCACAUGAUAAAGCGCCUGGUGGAUGGACCCCAUCAAGAAUGAGUGGACCACCUGGCAAGGCCCCUUCAAGAGGAGAGCAAAAUGACUACUCUCAAAAUUUUGUUGAUACUGGUAUGAGACCCCAGAAUUUCAUCAGAGAGCUGGAGCUCACAAGUGUUGUGGAGGAUUAUCCUAAGCUCAGGGAGCUGAUUCAGAAAAAAGAUGAAAUAGUAGCAAAAUCUGCUACUCCACCAAUGUAUUAUAAAUGUGACCUCCGUGAGUUUGCACUAAGCCCCGAGUUCUUUGGCACCAAGUUUGAUGUGAUUCUUGUGGAUCCUCCCUGGGAGGAAUAUGUUCAUCGAGCACCAGGUGUUGCUGAUCAUAUGGAAUCUUGGACGUUUGAAGAGAUCCAAAACCUUAAGAUCGAGGUAACUAUCCUUAUCUUCAGAUGUCCCACUUUUUUUAUACGGUUUCUGUUUAGAUUAUAACUACGUUAUCUGUGUUCACAUCCUCAGGCUAUCGCUGACACUCCCUCAUUUAUCUUCCUCUGGGUUGGGGAUGGUGUGGGCCUUGAGCAAGGUCGUCAGUGCCUAAAGAAGGUAGCCAGCUAUGGAAUUUACUCUUUUACUUUUAAAGUUUCCUUUAAUCAGGUUCCUGUUGUUGUGUUUUAUACUGACUUUUAUUUUUCUUCUCUUACUGUUUGGUUACUUGAAUCUGGUAAAUACAUAGUGGGGCUUUAGGAGGUGCGAAGACAUCUGUUGGGUGAAGACCAAUAAGACAAAUGCUGCUCCAUCUUUACGUCAUGACUCCCACACAUUGUUUCAGCAUUCUAAGGUUAGUGAAUGGACCCAUUGGUUCCGUUACCUCAGUGCAUAGUUGUUUUGGUAGUCAGCGUCCUGUCAUCUAUUCCUCCACUUUCUGGCUGUCCUUUUCUUCAGCUCGUCAUCUUUUCCCUUAUUUUUUUGGUUAGGAACAUUGCCUGAUGGGCAUAAAAGGAACUGUUCGCCGCAGCACCGAUGGUCAUAUUAUCCAUGCUAAUAUUGACACGGAUGUUAUUAUUGCCGAAGAACCUCCUUAUGGUUAGUACCAUGUUACCCAAAAAAAUCAGUCUAUAAUUCGGUUUUUUUCCUCUGAUAUUACCUGUUGGGGCAUAAAAGGAGGAGCUCCAAUUGUAUUGAGAGCGUAAGAUGGGAAGUACUGCUGAUUGAUGGUGGUGAUGAUGAUGAUUCUAAUGAUAAUCUCAUGGCGGCCUUUCACUGCACUAGUUAUAUUUAUGGUUGAAAUUUCAAGCCAAGCAUUGUUCAUAUGGUUGCAUUUGGAUUAUGAAAUCUAGUCUAGACUUGCUCCUUUUUCCUUUAUGGCUAGAAAUAUAAGAUUUUAAUUAACAUUCUUUUUUAAUCUGGGAUUACUUAAUGGAGAUUCUCUGCUGAGAUUAGGAGUUCAUUUGAUCUCUUAAUGACCCUGCAAUUAAAUAUUCAUCUUACAGUAAUCUCACAGUCCAGUCGAAGUGCUAAAACAUAGAGCCCAUUGAUCCCCUAAUCUCACUGUAGAUUUUGAUAGUAAGUUAUUUUCGCCUUGUGCACAACCUUUUGACCCAUCUCCCUCCAUUACAUAAAGCCGAAAAUAAUCAAAUCUGAAUUCUGAUUCCGUCCCAUGAUUACCAUCCGGAUAUUGCUUUCAAUUUAGGACGGUGGGGCCAUAUUUGAUGACUCCAUUACCAGACGGUUGAUCUUCUGGGUAUUGCUCUGUUUUUGGCUUCCAGUUCAAGAAGAUCCUCGCUCUUAUACACAGCUUAAUUUUCCCAAACACCCUGUGCGCAACACUUACGGUCAAUGUGGCCACCCCAGGUUCAACCACGAAGCCAGAAGAUCUGUAUCGAAUCGUGGAGCACUUUUCUUUGGGCCGGAGGAGAGUCGAGCUCUUCGGCGAGGACCACAACAUCCGCUCAGGCUGGCUCACCCUCGGCAAAGAGCUAUCCUCUUCAAAUUUCAACAAGGAGGUAGAAUGAUCUGCUGUUUUCCCCUCCAUUAAUGGGCAAUUCCUGCCCAGUUUGGAACUGUGACAAGUGUCGUUCUCUCAGGCAUACUGCAAGAACUUCGCCGACAAGGACGGGAAGGUCUGGCAGGGCGGCGGCGGGCGGAACCCGCCGCUGGACGCUCCCCACCUCGUCGUCACAACCCCAGAUAUCGAAAGCUUGAGGCCCAAAUCGCCGCCACAGAAGAACCAGCAACAGCAGUCCACAUCUCUCUCCACCACCGCCAGCUCGAGCAAGAGGACGACCGGAAAUUCUCCCCAGAACCCGUCGGGCUCCUCUGUGCACAUUCUGAACCAGGACCCCUCCGCCCCCAGCCCUCUUGCUCCGCCGGCAUGGACUCCCCCCAUGGGGAGCUUCAAGGCGGCGGCGGCGGCGGUGGUGGUGCCCACAGAGGCAGCUAGCACAGUCGGUGGCGGCGCCGCCGAUGAGAAGUUUUUUGAUGGGUACCCCCCCACUUUCACAGCGCCUUCUCUACAACCAGCCGGAGAUGCUCUUGAGUUUGACCCACAGGCCCCCCUCAAUUUGUAG